AGUUACAAACAAAAUGUGUAACCACGUACGCUAACAAAACUAGUAUUAUUUAAACUUAUGAUAAAGAAAACAAUAAAAAAAUUUUAAUUUCUUAAAAAAUUUUCCUGCUAUUUUUCUAAUUUGGUUAAAUAGUAAUAAAAUAAUAGUAAUCAAAUUGCGAAUAAUUCCAUAGUAUAUAGUAAUAUAAUAAUAUAACCAACAGUUCAUAAAAGAUGACAGACGAAAUAUUAAUAAAUAUUCUAACUUUAAAUUGCUGGGGAAUACCAUAUGUUUCACCAAAUAGAAGUGCUCGUAUGACAGCAAUUGCAGAUAAAUUUGCUACUGAAAAUUAUGAUAUUAUUUGUUUACAAGAGAUAUGGUCAAUUAAUGAUUUUAAAAUGAUAAAAGCUAAAACACAAGAACAAUUACCUUAUUCGCAUUAUUUUUAUAGUGGAGUUAUUGGAUCUGGACUUUGUAUUUUAUCUAAAUUUCCUAUUAAAGAUGUAAUAUUUCAUAAAUGGCCUUUAAAUGGAUAUGUACACAAAAUACAUCAUGGAGAUUGGUUUGGUGGGAAAGGUGUCGGACUCUGUAAACUUCAAAUUCAUAAUUGGAAUGUUAAUGUCUAUAUUGCACAUUUACAUGCAGAAUACAAUAGACACAAUGAUGAAUAUAUAGCACAUAGAGUUUUACAAGCUUUUGAUACUGCCCAAUUUAUUAGAAUGACUUCUGGUGGUGCUGAUUCUACAAUUUUGGGAGGUGAUCUUAAUACAGAACCUCAAGAUUUAGUCUAUAGAAUUAUUUGUGGUGUUGCUGGUUUAACAGAUGCUUGCUCAAAUAGUUCAAGUAAUUUAGGAACCAAUGAAUGUGCCAAUAAUAGUUAUACUAAUACAAAACAUGCAAAUACUUUUCCUGAUGGAAAACGUAUAGAUCAUAUUUUAUAUCAGGGUACAAAAAAUGUUAAGAUAGAAAUAAUUAAUUUUCAACAUCCUUUUCCAAAUCGGAUACCUUAUAAAAACUUUAGUUAUUCUGAUCAUGAAGCUAUUAUGGCAACUUUUAAAUUUAGUAUUGGAGAAUCUAAAAUUAUAAAUAUAGAUAUUAAAGAUUCACUAAAAGAAGCUAUUAAUAUAUGUGAAACAUCAUUAAAAAAUGUUCGUCGUCAGCGAUUUUGGUAUUUGUUAUUGGGAUGUAUAUUAAUUAUACCACUUAUUUGGUCUAUAGGAUUGGAUUGUUCUUUUACAUCCCUCGAUGUAAUUAUUGGACUUAAUAUAGGACGUAUCUUUCUAACAGCAAUAUUGUGUUAUACUUUGUUCAUGAGUUCUAUAUGGAAUAGUGUAGAAAAGAAUGCUUUAAAAGCAGCAUGUUUAGGAAUGGAAAUUUGUUUAAGAAAUUUAAAUAAUAAUUUAUCUAAAAAGUAAAAUUGUGUACACUUUGCAAAGUAUAUAAUUGAAAAUUUAAACUUCCUUUUUAAACUAUUCCUCAAUUAUUCAGUUGAAAAAUCAAACAAUAUCAUCUCUAAUAAAAAUAUAUUUUCUUACACAAUAAAUUUUAGCAUUUAUUACAUUCUGUUAUGUUAAUAUUUAUAUAUUAGUAUAUUAUUAUACAUUACAUUUUAUAUAUUAUACUAAUAUUCUUCUGUUAUUAUAAGACAAUAAUUAAAAAUCUUUUUUAUAAACAAUUAUAUAUAAAUA
Molecule: messenger RNA, 1667 nt
Organism: Apis mellifera (honey bee)
Lineage: Eukaryota; Metazoa; Arthropoda; Insecta; Hymenoptera; Apidae
Gene: nSMase
Product: putative neutral sphingomyelinase
Exons: 7
Coding region: 213-1394 (393 amino acids)
Cellular component (GO): cytoplasm
Molecular function (GO): sphingomyelin phosphodiesterase activity
Source: RefSeq, a predicted model, not a curated record